This is a messenger RNA of Solanum tuberosum (potato), 829 nucleotides long. Its product is annotated as peptide methionine sulfoxide reductase. Gene Ontology annotation, cellular component: cytoplasm. The transcript has 2 exons. Gene Ontology annotation, molecular function: peptide-methionine (S)-S-oxide reductase activity. The record is from RefSeq and is a predicted model, not a curated record. Gene Ontology annotation, biological process: cellular response to oxidative stress. The coding region runs from base 73 to 660 and encodes 195 amino acids. Lineage: Eukaryota; Viridiplantae; Streptophyta; Magnoliopsida; Solanales; Solanaceae.
CCAUUUCUAUAUAUAUAUAUAUAUAAAAUAAAGGGAUGCAUACACAAACUUGAUAUUAUUAGAGAUUGAGCAAUGGGGGUUAACAGCAGCAGCAAGUCAACCACCAAUCCAGCACUGGAUCCGGAUCUCGACAACCCGGAUCAGUCGGAUCUGGAGUUUGCCCAAUUUGCUGCCGGCUGCUUUUGGGGAGUCGAAUUGGCCUUCCAGAGGGUUGGAGGAGUAGUGAAGACGGAGGUUGGGUACUCUCAGGGGAAUGUCCAUGACCCGAAUUACAACCUUAUUUGCUCCGGAAAAACCGAACAUGCCGAGGUCAUUCGGAUCCAGUUUGACCCGAAUGUCUGCCCCUAUUCCAAUCUUCUUUCUCUAUUUUGGAGUCGCCAUGACCCGACCACUCUAAAUCGCCAGGGUAAUGAUGUGGGAAAGCAAUACCGCUCAGGAAUAUACUACUAUAAUGAUGCUCAGGCUCAACUGGCAAGGGAAUCAUUGGAAGCUAAGCAGAAUGAAUUAACGGAUGGGAAUAUUGUCACGGAAAUUCUUCCUGCUAAGAGAUUUUAUAGAGCUGAAGAGUAUCACCAGCAAUAUCUAGAGAAGGGUGGGGGCGGAGGUUGCAAGCAGUCGGCUGCAAAGGGCUGCAACGACCCAAUAAAGUGCUACGGUUGACAGCAAAUCUUUGUAUGUCAAAGCAACUACAAAAGAACUUGUUAGACAUUUGUCUUGCUUGUUUUUAAAUUUGAAUAAACAUGUUAAUGAUUCUUGAUAUUUCUUAUAAGUAUUUGCUCUCUUGGAUGGAAUAACUAGUUGUCGUUAAGUAUUCUCCUCCUGGUCGUUA